AUGCAAGAAUUGUGCAGUGCAUUAUUACUAAAAGUUUCAAAAACAAUGCCACCGGAAGAACCAGGAGGACCAUCACCACCAGUAACACUAGGAGGAAUUAUUAGGACAAAUGGUUCUGGAUUAUCUUUAAAAAUAUCGAUCUUUCUAAUCUUAAUAGCACGUCAAGAUGAUCAAGUAGAAAUAUUAGAAAUAUCAGAUACCAAUAAUACUAACGAAGAUUUUUACAAAGAAAGUUUAUUGGCUAUUAGUAAGAUUGGAGAUCCUAUUAUAGAUUCAUUAUUCUAUUCUUUGUGCAAAUUGAAAAAAACUGGAGUUAAAAGUGUAGCAAUGAAUUUGGUUAAUAAUAGUAUCUGA
Rhizophagus irregularis DAOM 181602=DAOM 197198 is the source of this 354-nucleotide messenger RNA. The record is from RefSeq and is a predicted model, not a curated record. Lineage: Eukaryota; Fungi; Glomeromycota; Glomeromycetes; Glomerales; Glomeraceae.